UGCCUGUCCCGCUGAGUUACUCCAACAUUUCGUGUCUAUCUUCGGUUUAAACCAGCACCUGCAGUUCUUCCCUGCAAAUAAUGUCGCUCCUUCGGCUUAAACCCUGGAGACUCCGGGACAGUUCUGCAGAGGUGGUUUCUGCGCUCCGAUCCCACGGCAGAGCUAAUCAGGGCUGGUGCUGUCCGUUGUUAGGAAGGUGAAGCAUGAACGGUGAGCGGAGGCUUCCUGUGUAGGCUUGAAAUGACGGUGCUGCCGCUGCUGAGCUUGUUGCGUGAUGCAUUUCCGCUCGCUGAAAGGAUCAAGGCUGCGAUGCGAUUUCAGCGGAGAGCAAGCAAGAGGAGCGCACCUUUCUGGAUGGCAGAUGUGCUUCAUAUUUCUUCUGACAAGCCUCAAAAGUCUGAAUCUCUCCCUUCUAUUCAGAUCAGUAUGUUUGCUAUUGAGGCACUGGGAACCCCAGAGGUGUCUUCAAACUCUCAACUUUGCAAUGGAGCACAUGAUCGACAAAUCAGGAGUGAAACCAUUUGUACGUCCGAGGUCAUGCAGGACAAGAAUUCUAACUUUGUGGUGGAGAUAUACAACACGAAUGAGAACUUCAGUCUCCUUCAGCCCGCUGGGACCACGUCCAGUGGUAGCCCCAAACUAAAAAGCGAACCCAACUUGCAAGUGAAGAAAGAGAAAUGCAAUUCCAACAUGGUGGUAGGAUCUUUGAGUUUGGAAUCGGGGGGAACCAGGCCAAUUUCUGCUGAGCGUGUCCGAAUUCCACCAGAGGGAGCUGAAGUAGACCACGCCAGCAAACUUCCCAAGGUUAGGGAUUGUGAAGAGUUUGUUGUCUCACCUUCAGAUGACAAUGGCUAUUCCAGCAGCUGCCUGAGUAUUGAAAGCCCAGACAGUGUGGAGGGAAACGUUUGGGAGACGUCGGAAACUGUCAAGCGAGAUAAACUCGAUCCUUGGCUACCAACGGCAGAAGCUGAGGCUGAAAGUAUUCCAGGGACUCCGCCUGCUGCAGAUUGCUUGCUGCCGUCAAUAUUUGAGGCAGUCCAGAGUCUUCAAGAGAAACAAAGGUUCAAAGAGCAAGAGAAGGAGAAGCACCAAACGCAAGUGGUCAUGUACCGACGCCUCGCCUUGCUGAGAUGGAUCCGCAGCCUCCAGCACAAAGUCGUGGACCACCAAAACCGGCUGCAGGAGAGUUAUGACACCAUCUUAAGCAACCGCAAAGAGCUGCUCAAGUUCAUCAAACAGGGAGUCAUCUAGCAGGAAGACAACUAAUGCAUUCAAAACCAUUUUUUGGAGUCUUGCGAGCAUGAGAAUAUGUCUUCACAAUUGUAGGUAUACAGAAAAGCAAUCAAAUUUAAGGAGAUUCAGUUAUUCAUCUUGGAAGAUGGAAAAUAUAAGCAACAUUAAUAUAUUUAUUUGUUUAAUGGAAUGGGAAGAUUAUUUUUUCAAUGUUCUUGCUGCUUCUUGAAUUGACAAUCCCUCUGCUUUUAAGGUUGGCUUCUAGAAUGCAGUGGGAAUUAAAUUGUUAAACAAAGGAGAUUAAUUUGGGAGACAGCAGCGAAAGAAUUAGUUUUGUUAUUUGCUGCACUCAGUGAUAUUAUUGACUAAGGCCAUCACAUAAUCUCUACUGAGAUUUGUGGUUAAUUGUAAAAAAGAAAAUUAAUCUCGCUUCCCUGUACUAUCCAGAAAGGCCACCUCCAAUCAAAGAUGUUAUGCUUGGAUCUUGUGCUGUUACCUUUUCAGUUGCUAACUUGCAGUACUAUAUUUUUCAAUUCACAAUUCUUUAUUGGUAAACCAACUCCAUGUGCUGCUGUUCUUAUAAAUGUAACCUUUUUAAAAUAACUUCCAUGUUGAUUAGUAAUCAAAUUAGGGUGACGGACAAUUGAUGCAGAAAUGCUGCUUCAGGACAGUUUCCCUUCACCUAAGUUGAAGUUGCUAGUUGAUUUAAAAAGACAAGGUGCAUGCAAGGAGCCAAGGAUUUUUCUUGGUGUCUUAUCUCUGCUGUUGGAGAUCCUGAUAUUACUACAACUUUUAUUUGCUUUUGUUAUCAAGAAUUUUGGGUUAGAUGUAACUUAUGCUUCUUGUACUUUUUGUUAUGCCUCAAAUAUCCCUGCAUUAGACUCUGUACAUUAUUUAAGCUGUAUUUGUUUGACUUUAUUUUAAUAUAAAGAUUGAAUUUGGAGAAAUGUGCUAAAACAUGAAAGAUUAUUUUAUUCAUAUUACCUGUUUAAUGUGUGGCAAAUCAGAGUCCUAUUUGUUAUGAAACUAAUGGACCAAUGGUGUUAAGUUUAUUUGCAAUCACUAAUUAUAUUAGAGGUUGGAUCCAGAAAAAAAUGCAUUACCUGCAACAGAUUCACAGCUGUUAACAAAAUGUAACGAUGAUAUUAAAAGUUAGCAUGUUGAAUAACUAUUGUAUCCAUUGGCUCAUGGGGAUCAUUUAUAUAUAGAUGAGGUUUAUAAGAUGCAAUCUUAAGUCUGAACUUGCAUAGGCCACAUAGGCAGCAAAGUAUUGUGAGCCGAACAAUAUAUGGACCCUUUACAAAGAAAGCCUGUGUUCUUAAACUACUGCAUUGAAAGACCAAUUGAAUGGAUUUUGCAUGUCUGAAAUUUGAGGAAACCCUCCCAUGGAUUGAGCUGAAUGGCAUGAAAGGAAAUGGACCAUAAUGAUUUUUAUUUCUUGUUAGAUUAAGACAUUUUGAUGUUCAUGUAGGCAUGAUUACUUGAAUGUAAAAAUAGCUGCUAUCAUAUCUAAUGUUAAGCAAGUGGACAGAAAAUGCAGUUAUCUCAUUUGUGCUAUGGUUUUGUUUGGGACUCCGAAUAUUGUUAAAAAGUGCAGUUGCAUACUUUUUUAUUUCCUGAAUAAUGACUACCAUCACCAUAAUGUGUGUGAUCAAUAGGAGUUUCUGAUGUGCAAUUAUCAAUAUAAUAAACUGUCUAUUUAUAUAACCAUA
Molecule: messenger RNA, 2945 nt
Organism: Amblyraja radiata (thorny skate)
Lineage: Eukaryota; Metazoa; Chordata; Chondrichthyes; Rajiformes; Rajidae
Gene: c19h1orf216
Product: chromosome 19 C1orf216 homolog
Exons: 3
Coding region: 241-1251 (336 amino acids)
Source: RefSeq, a predicted model, not a curated record